Leptonychotes weddellii (Weddell seal) is the source of this 1101-nucleotide messenger RNA. NCBI's taxonomy places the organism in Eukaryota, Metazoa, Chordata, Mammalia, Carnivora, Phocidae. The record is from RefSeq and is a predicted model, not a curated record.
UCUACAGCACUGAAACAAGGCCACAUUACUCCAACAGAGCUCUGUCAAAAAUGUCUCUCCCUUAUCAAGAAGACCAAAUUUCUAAAUGCUUACAUUACUGUACCAGAAGAGGUGGCCUUAAAGCAAGCUGAAGAAUCGGAGAAAAGAUACAAGAAAGGUCACUCACUUGGGGAUUUAGAUGGAAUUCCCGUUGCAGUAAAAGACAGCUUUAGCACGUCCGGCAUUGAGACAACAUGUGCAUCAAACAUGCUGAAAGGUUAUGUACCACCUUACAAUGCUACAGUUGUUCAGAAAUUGUUGGAUAAGGGAGCUGUCCUGAUGGGAAAAACAAAUUUAGAUGAGUUUGCAAUGGGAUCUGGAAGCACAGAUGGUGUAUUUGGACCAGUUAAAAACCCCUGGAGUUACUCAAAACAAUAUAGAGGAAAGAGGAAGCAGAAGGCCCAUGGUGAGAAUGAGGAUUCAAAUUGGCUUAUAACUGGAGGAAGCUCAGGAGGGAGUGCGGCGGCGGUAGCCGCGUUCACAUGCUUUGUGGCUUUAGGAUCAGAUACAGGAGGAUCGACCAGAAAUCCAGCUGCCCACUGUGGGGUUGUUGGUUUCAAACCAAGCUAUGGCUUAGUUUCUCAUCAUGGCCUCAUUCCCCUGGUGAAUUCAAUGGAUGUGCCAGGAAUCUUAACCAGAUGUGCGAAUGAUGCAGCAAUUGUGUUAGGUAUGCUGGCUGGGCAUGACCCCAGAGAUUCUACCACAAUACAAGAUCCUGUUAAACCAUUUACACUUCCCACUUUGGCAGAUGUGAACAAACUAUGUAUAGGAAUUCCAAAGGAAUAUCUUGCACCAGAAUUAUCAAGUGAAGUGCGAUCUUUUUGGUCCAAAGCUGCUAAUCUCUUUGAGUCUGAGGGGGCCAAAGUAAUCGAAGUGUCCCUGCCUCACACCAGUUACUCAAUUAUCUGCUACCAUGUAUUGUGUACAUCGGAAGUGGCAUCAAAUAUGGCAAGAUUUGAUGGGCUAGAAUAUGGUCACAGAUGUGACAUCAACGUAUCUACUGAAGCCAUGUAUGCUGCAACCAGGCGGGAAGUGUUUAAUGAUGUGGUGAGAGGAAGAAUU